UUCCCUCCCGGCUGCGGCUUCAUCGGCAAAGAGGCAGCGGAGGAGGAGGAGGAGAAGGGGCCGAGGAGCGCCGCCGGAGGGACCCCUCGCCCAGCAGCCCCCCUUGCGGCCAUCAUGGCUCCCGCCGAGAAGAUCAAGGCCAAGAUCAAGCGGACGCUUCCGGUGACAGGGCCCCAGGCGCCCACCCUGCGGGAGCUGAUGCACUGGUACUGCAUGAACACCAACACCCACGGAUGCCGGCGCAUUGUGGUCUCACGCGGGCGCCUGCGCCGCGGCCUCUGGAUCCUCCUCACCCUGACUGCCGUGGGGCUGAUCGUGUGGUACUGCGUGCAGCUGGUCAUGAACUACUACGUGGCCUCCGUCUCGGUCACCGUCCACUUCCACAAGCUGCCCUUCCCGGCUGUCACUGUCUGCAACAUCAACCCCUACAAGUACAGCGCCAUAAAAGGCCACCUGGCAGAGCUGGACAAGGAGACCAGGAUGGCCCUGGAGUCCUUGUAUAGCUUCCCGGAGAGCAAAGCCCGGGAGCGCCGUGAGGUAGGCAGCGAGGAAAGCAACAAGGGCCAGUUUCUCAAACUCUUUCCCCUGCUGAUGGCCAGCGACCUCCAGCCCCAGCCUGCCAUCAAUGUCUCCUCUGGCUACAAGCGGCGGAUUGAGGCCAGCAUCUUUCCGGGCAGCUCCAGCAUGGUGAAUGUCAAGAACCCAGAAGACAUUGUGGGCUUCCGGCUGUGUGACCCCAGCAAUAGCAGCGACUGUGCCCUUUACACCUUCAGCUCAGGGGUUAAUGCCAUCCAGGAGUGGUACAAACUGCACUACAUGAACAUCAUGGCUCAGAUUGACCCCGAGGAGAAGGAGAGGAUGAGCUACUCCCCCAAUGAGCUCAUCCUGAGCUGCUCCUUUGACGGCGUCUCCUGUGACUCCAGGAACUUCACUUCCUUCCACCAUCCGCUGUAUGGGAACUGCUACACUUUCAACAGUGGGCAGAAUGGGGAGGUCCUGAAUACAUCAACAGGGGGCAGUGAAAACGGUCUGCAGGUGAUCCUGUACAUAGAUGAAGCCGAGUACAACCCCUUCCUGGUCACGUCCACGGGAGCCAAGAUCGUGAUCCAUGGCCAAGACGAGUACCCCUUCAUUGAGGACAUCGGCACCGAGAUCGAAACUGCCACGGCCACCUCCAUUGGGAUGCACUUUACCACAUCCCACCGGCUCAGCAAACCCUACAGCAACUGCACGGAGAACGGGUUGGACAUCCCUGUGGAAAAUCUCUACAACAAAAGCUACUCUUUGCAGAUCUGCCUGCAUUCCUGCUUCCAGAAAUCAAUGGUGAUGACCUGCGGAUGUGCUCAGUAUGCCCAGCCUCUGCCCACCGGGGCUGAGUUCUGCAACUACAAGAAGUACCCAAACUGGAUGUAUUGCUACUACAAGCUCCAUGAACAGUUUGUGAAGGAGCAGCUGGGCUGCCAGCAGAUCUGCAAAGAAGCCUGCAGACUGAAAGAGUGGACCCUCACCACCAGCCUGGCUCAGUGGCCAUCAACAGCCUCGGAGGAAUGGAUACUCCGAGUUCUCUCUUGGGACAAAAAGAUGAGCAGCAACAAGACGUUAAACAAGACAGACCUGGCCAGCCUCAUGGUUUUCUACAAAGACCUGAAUGAGAGAUUCAUUACAGAGAACCCAACAAACAAUGUGGUCCUCCUCCUGUCCAACUUUGGUGGCCAGCUGGGCCUGUGGAUGAGCUGCUCAGUGGUCUGCGUCAUCGAGAUCGUGGAGGUCUUCUUAUUUGACACCUUCUGCAUUAUCCUGCGCCAUCGUUGGCAGAAAGUGAAGAAGUGGUGGCGAACCAAGAAGGGCGGGCGAGGAGAGGAGGAAGAUGAAGAGGAGGAUGGAAGAGUGGGGGGAGAAGGGGCACAAGGACGGACCCCUCAGAGUGGCACAGUGGAGGUCCAGGGCCUCGACAACCCUGCCUGCGAUGCCCAUAUCAAUGAGGAUGAUGACCUGCCCACCUUUAACACGGCUAUGCGCUUGCCCCUGCCCCCAGGGCACCUGGCCCCUCGGACACCCCCGCCCAACUACAGCACCUUGCGGCUCUCAGGCGUCUACGACGGGCAGCUCCCUGACACUCUGGAGGUCAAGAGCCAGUGACCGUGUGGUUGACCCAUGGCUGGGACACCCCCAACACACACAUGGCAGGCUGCACGGCUGUGGCAACAGAUGCCAAGUAUGGGAAGCAGCCCUUUGUAUGUGCCAUGUUGGUCUACUCACAAGACCCUCUCAUCUCCCUUGGGGGGCAUGAAUGCCAUCUUUGCCCUCUCUUGGGGGGCAGGAGGGGGCUUGGCCCAAACUCACAGGCUGCCAUCCUGCAUCAGAAUUGUGUAGCUCCGGUCCCUCUGUGUGGAGCGAUUCACGGACCAUGCUACACAGCUCUUGUGUUGAACGGUGGCAUAGCACAGCUGGAGGUGCAGCCCAGUGAAUGAAUCCAUCAUGUGCAACAGUGCCUCAUUGGUUCACAACAGUUCAGCUUCAGACAAGAAUGUCCAGUUCCUUCUGUGGGGGAGCUUACAUGGGUGCAAGACACCCAAAGGAUUCCAGCCAGGAUGCUUCCCCACCCCUCAAAUAAAAAGAUUGCAGUAAUUGUGAGGGGAACGGGGAAGUCACCCCAAAAUCCCUCUGGGGCAGAGGAAUGGCCUUAAAGCAGCACCCUGCGGUGCUUUUACCCUCCUGCUCCCAUCAAACUGCAAUGGUUGGGCUAUGAUGCUCCAUGGUAUGUAUGAAGAAUAUUUUUUAAAGCUUCAUUUGGUGCCAUUUAAGCCUUUAUUAUUCUUGUUGUUCUUCUUAAAUGGGACUACAGUAUUUUAAAAUAGCUUUGACCAAAGGUGGGGGAAGAGAUGUAUUUAAUAAACUUUUCUCAGGAACCAUUAUGCCUCCA
Molecule: messenger RNA, 2923 nt
Organism: Sceloporus undulatus (fence lizard)
Lineage: Eukaryota; Metazoa; Chordata; Lepidosauria; Squamata; Phrynosomatidae
Gene: SCNN1G
Product: sodium channel epithelial 1 subunit gamma
Exons: 13
Coding region: 115-2139 (674 amino acids)
Biological process (GO): sodium ion transmembrane transport
Cellular component (GO): membrane
Molecular function (GO): ligand-gated sodium channel activity
Source: RefSeq, a predicted model, not a curated record